This is a messenger RNA of Aspergillus melleus, 1343 nucleotides long. It is a transcript of the gene RIB7, whose product is annotated as RibD family protein. Lineage: Eukaryota; Fungi; Ascomycota; Eurotiomycetes; Eurotiales; Aspergillaceae. Gene Ontology annotation, biological process: riboflavin biosynthetic process. Gene Ontology annotation, molecular function: 5-amino-6-(5-phosphoribosylamino)uracil reductase activity. The coding region runs from base 377 to 1264 and encodes 295 amino acids. The transcript has 2 exons. The record is from RefSeq and is a predicted model, not a curated record.
GUUGAUUUUGGGUUUGGAAUGGGUUAAUGUUUUAUGAUUUACAGAUGCUGUUAUCGUGGGUUGCUUCUCUGUUUAUAUGUGUGUUUUUACGGCAGUGGAACCCUCAUAUUGAGUAUCUGGUUGAUGUUCUGGAUUUGCAAUCCGGUGGGAUCUGGAACCAUAAAGCCACCGCCUACUUCUACUCGUAACGCUUGUCUGACUUGAGCUUUGAACAAACUCGACAUUCAAGAGGAUCAACCUAGCUUACGUGGAGCUUCAAACGUCCUUCCGGAGACAACAUUGGUUCCAGCAAUCUCCGUGAAUCUUAUCUGAACAAUCCAUCCACCUCGACUGCCAUCCAACCAACACAAUCAACUUACCUCCUACAUCCUCCAAAAUGGCCUCCCGCGAUGCCCUCACUUUCUCCGAAUCCGACCGUACAUUCCUAACCCCCCACCUUCCCCCUGAUCACGAAGACCCCAAACCCUCCUCCCCCCUCCCCUUCACAACCCUCACCUUCGCAACCUCCCUGGACUCCUCCCUCGCGCUCUCCCCAGGCACCCGCACCACGCUCUCUGGUCCACAGUCCAAAGCCAUGACCCACUACCUACGCUCCCGCCACGACGCCAUUCUCAUCGGCGUCGGCACCGCCAUCGCCGACAACCCGGGCCUGAACUGCCGCAUCGCCGGAGUCGGCGGAUACGGCGGCGAGGGACUGACCGGCCAACCACGGCCCAUCGUCAUCGAUCCUACCGCGCGCUGGGACUUCACAGUGGAAUCGAAGAUCUUGGCCCUUGCGCGCGCCAAGCAAGGUCUGGCGCCGUUCAUUAUCACAGGAACGCAUGCCCCUCCUCCUUUGUCUGAGAAGAAAGCGUUACUAGAGCGUCAUGGGGGGAAGUACAUCGCGCUGGAUGUUAGCGUGGUCAAUGCGCCUUCCAACGAGGACGACAACGAUGACGACGAGAUGGGAACCCGACGACCGACACAUCGCAUCGACUGGACGGCACUGUUGAGGUGUCUGCGCGAGCAGGGUCUACGGAGCGUCAUGAUCGAAGGGGGCGGGUCGAUUAUCAACUCGUUACUGGAGCCGCGGACGCAGCACCUGAUUGACUCAGUGGUGGUGACGAUUGCGCCGACGUGGUUGGGUCGUGGCGGGGUCGUGGUUUCGCCGGAAAGGAGGGUUGAUGGGCAUGGGGCGGUGAUCCCGGUAUCUAGGUUGACAGAUGUCAAGUGGUAUCCGCUCGGCGAGGAUGUAGUGCUUUGUGGGAGGAUUAAGGGGGAGUGAUUAGAGAGGUUUGGUUAUGAGUUGAGGUUGGGGUUUUUGGCAGGGUGGUUAGUUUAUGGGGUAUGUUGUUAUAGUCGUG